AUGGUUCUCUAUCAUUCAACGCACUUAGCAAUGUUUUCUUUUUUUCUCCUUAUAUUCCCUCAGAUUCGUUGUUCUAUUUCUUUGUUCUCCCCUCGCAUUCCCUGUUAUCUCUCUUUAUUAUUCCCCAGACUCCUUACUAUGUUUUCUUUUUCUCAAUCCGAUUCCUUGCUCUUUCUCCUUUUUCUCCCUCUGAUACCCUGCUCUUCCGUUUCCUUGCUCUGUCUCCUUUUUCUCAAUCCGAUUCCUAGCUCUGUCUCCUUUUUCUCCGUGCAAUUCCUUUCUCUGUCUCCUUUUUCUCCAUCUAAUUCAUUUCUCUGUCUCCUUUUUCUCCAUCCGAUUCCUUGCUCUGUCUCCUUUUUCUGCGUCCAAUUCUUUUCUCUGUCUCCUUUUUCUCAAUCCGAUUCCUUGCUCUUUCUCCUUUUUCUCCCUCUGAUACCCUGCUCUGUCUCCUUUUUCUCGGUCCGAUUCCUUGCUCUGUCUCCUUUUUCUCCGUCCGAUUCCUUGCUCUGUCUCCUUUUUCUCCAUCCGAUUCCAUUCUCUGUCUCCUUUUUCUCCGUCCAAUUCCUUUCUCUGUCUCCUUUUUCUCCAUCUAAUUCAUUUCUCUGUCUCCUUUUUUCUCCAUCCGAUUCCUUGCUCUGUCUCCUUUUCUGCGUCCGAUUCUUUUCUCUGUCUCCUUUUUCUCCGUCCAAUUCCUUGCUCUUUCUCCUUUUUCUCCCUCUGAUACCCUCCUCUGUCUCCUUUUUCUCCGUCCGAUUCCUUGCUCUGUCUCCUUUUUCUCCAUCCGAUUCCAUUCUCUGUCUCCUUUUUCUCCAUCCGAUUCCUUUCUCUAUCUCAUUUUUCUCCGUCCAAUUCCAUUCUCUGUCUCCUUUUUCUCCGUGCAAUUCCUUUCUCUGUCUCCUUUUUCUCCAUCUAAUUCAUUUCUCUGUCUCCUUUUUCUCCGUCCAAUUCCAUUCUCUGUCUCCUUUUUCUCCGUGCAAUUCCUUUCUCUGUCUCCUUUUUCUCCAUCUAAUUCAUUUCUCUGUCUCCUUUUUCUCCGUCCGAUUCCUUUCUCUGUCUCCUUUUUUCCAUCCGAUUCCUUGCUCUGUCUCCUUUUUCUGUGUCCAAUUCUUUUCUCUGUCUCCUUUUUCUCCGUCCUAUUUUUUGCUCUGUCUCCUUUUUCUGCGUCCAAUUCUUUUCUCUGUCUCCUUUUUCUCCAUCCGAUUACCCGUUCUAUCUCUUUAUUCUCCCUCUCAUUCCAUGUUCUGUCCCCUUAUUGUCCUCCCAUUCCCUGUCCUUUCUCUUAAUUCUCCUUCCCAUUCCCUAUUCUGUCUACUUAUACUCCCUCCCAUUCACUAUUGUCUCCUUAUUCUCUCCAACAUUCCUUGUUCUGUCUCAUUCUUCUCUCUCGUAUUCGCUGUUCUGUUUCCUUAUUUUCCCUCCCAUUCGCUGUUCUGUCUCCUUAUUUUUCCUUCCAUUCCCUGCUCUGUCUCUCAGAGAUUAAAUACGUUCCGGUUACGAAACUUAAAUUCCGUUACUAAAAUACUGUUUAUUUAUUAUAUACUCCCCUAUCUAUCUAUCUAUCUAUCUAUCUAUCUAUCUAUCUAUCUAUCUAUCUAUAUACAUAUAAAUAUAGAUAACUAG
Molecule: messenger RNA, 1620 nt
Organism: Acanthosepion pharaonis
Lineage: Eukaryota; Metazoa; Mollusca; Cephalopoda; Sepiida; Sepiidae
Source: the annotation of a GenBank genome assembly